GCGGUGCGGGGCGGUGUGUGCGCCGGGUGGGCCUGCGGUCCGUCUGGCUUGAUUACUUUUCUAUUAACGCCUCCCCGUGUGCGGUUCCUCAGUACUUUGUGCCACGAGAAGGAAGAGCGCAGCUAGCUGCGCGUUGUGCAGGAGGGAUGGAGAGCUCGGAGGAGGAGAACUUCGGUGUAGCCGUCUCCUCCCCAUCUGAUGCAGAAUUUGAUGCCAUCAUUGGGUACCUGGAGGAUAUCAUCAUGGAUGAUGACUUCCAGUCCAUACAGAGGAGUUUUAUGGAGAAGCACUACCAGGAGUUCGAUGAGUCAGAAGAAAACAAGCUCAUCUACACUUCUAUUUUUAAUGAAUACAUCUCUUUGAUAGAGAAAUACAUUGAAGAAAAACUGCUCGAUCGGAUUCCUGGUUUUAAUAUGACUGCUUUCACAAUGUCUUUGCAGCAGCACAAAGACGAAAUGGCAGGUGAUAUAUUUGAUAUGCUCCUCACUUUUACUGACUUCCUGGCUUUCAAGGAAAUGUUCUUGGAUUACAGAGCUGAAAAAGAAGGUCGAAGUCUGGAUUUAAGUGGUGGAUUAGUGGUGACAUCACUAAACAAAUCAUCCAUCUCCUCCUCCUAGAACAGUUGGUGCACUGCUACAGCUUGCAUUGGGACAUUAAAACACAAAAGGUCACGAGAAUCAAGGUGCUUUUAUGUGAUGAAAACUCUCUCAGACUGUGCCUUCAGAUGCCUGUAACUUGCUGGUAUUCAGUGGCCACAGAAGAAGAGAACUGUAGUCCUCCUGGAGUAAUUGUAUUUUAAAUACACAGUAUUUGCACACCAUUCUAACUGUUACAAAGAAACUCAGCGUGCUGAGAAGACGAUAAAUAGAGCUGUAUGUGUUUUUUUGCUGGGUUGGCUUCUCAGCCAUCAUCCCAAGAGGCAGAACUCUAAAGAAUCAAGAAGGCAAUGCAAAAAGAAAGUGUCUGUCCAGCUCUUGGGCAGGUGUGAAUACAUACAUGCCUUUUUUAAUCUUUAAUCUGAUGUUACAGCUUUGUUACAGAAGUGUAUGUUUCCAUAUGUGGAUGUUUUAGCCCCAGGCUGCCUGUGUGCUGGGUGAGGGUUGCUGUGUUAGCGUGCAAAUCUGUCUGCUCAUUGGCUUAAGUCAGUCUCAUCCUUAAGGUGCAAAGUUCUGAUUGGCUUUGUUUCAGCCCCCAGCUGUUCUACACUGAGGAAAUAACAGUGACAAUUCCAAAGCUGGCCUAUCUAUGCAGUUUCUUUCUGUUUGGCAGUGGCACAGCUGUAAGCUUGAGGGUACGUUGGGCACGGACCUGUUCACCACCUGUCAUUAGCUGCUCUAAAUAGCAUGCUGUUUAAAAUGUGUGUUUGCUUUUUAGCUGUUGGUGAAGUGAGUGCUGGUAGUGGGGCCAUAGCCAUAAGCCUGACACCAAACCCCAGCUGCUUCUGCCUUGACAGUUGCAAUUAAAAUGUAUUUGGAGCCAUAGUGACCCUCUGCUCUUGUGCUAUCAGACAUGUUAAUCUCCUGCUUCGUGACACGCUCAGGCAAUGCAUGUCUAAAAGCAUGAGAGCAGACAGGAGCAGGCUGCUGAUGCUGCAGAGCACUGAGUGUUCCCUGCCAGUGCAGCAGCAGCUGUCACCCAAUGAGGACCUGGGCAGAGCAAAAGUACAGCCUGCUUUGCAGGGAGAAAGCCUCCUACCAGCACAAAGAUGACCCUUGCUGGCUUCUGCCAGUCAUCUCAGCAGUGCUAGGGUUUGAUUGCUGAAGUGAAGUAGUUUAUUUGACCAGCAGUGAGGAGACCGGGCUGUGCAGGCUGCUCCCUCAAGCAUGGUCAGCAUGCAGGGCUGGGAAGCAAGCAGGGCAAUGCCCUGAGGUGGCUGUUACCAGAGGAAAAAAGUGAGGCCAUUGGGUAGCAGCUCUGAUCCAAACCAGAUGCAGCUACGUGCCCUUCUGAAUCCUGAGGUUAAAAUUGGAGGUAUCGAGACCUCGGGCUGCCAUUCGUACAUGGACAGGAGCUCUUUGGUUAGCUCCUUCCUUCAGACUAUUUAAGGUUCUAUCAAUUUUAAAAGAAACCCCAUUGAAAUGUUUUAAUUGUGAAUUGUUGAGCUGAAUUAAUUCUUAACUAAACCCAAAAUUUCCCCUUUUAAUUUUAACUGGAGCAAAAUCCUUAUUCUCCUGUUGCAGUUGCUCUGGAUAAUUAUGUGAAGUAACAGCAGUGCGAGUGGAUACCCAGACAGUGACGUCCCAGAGGGGAGGUGGUUCUGUUUUAAGCACAGCCUAUUGUAAUUUCAGAGUCCAGAUGGAGCACACGGUGUUGAGUGAAUUCAUAUUUGGAUGGGGCUUAUAUCUCAGUUUCCUGUGUACCAAAGUCACCGUUUCACAGAGGCGUGGUUCCUCACUUCUUGCUGUUGAUAGAUCUGUGCUGUUCUGCUUGCUUAACUCACAAAUUCUCUGUUGAGUGUUUUGAGAUGAAUUUAUUUUGUAAAAUAAUUCAAAUAGUGUGUUGACUAGAUGCAUUAGUUUGGCUGUGAGGUGGGGAUGUGGUUGACCUCUGUGUCAUUCGCCUGUGAACAACAUCCACGUGAGCAUUCAAGCUCUUUGUAAGCACUUGGGUGUGCUGAUACCAACUCACAGUGAAAUUUUGUUGUUGCUCCUUUUUCAUUUCAAUUUUAGACCGUGAAAAUUUGCACCAAAGCUCCCCUGGUUUUGAGUGGAGCUGCCCGGAUCAAACCCUGCUCACUCCGUCCUGGCUGGUUUCUGUGGUUUGAUGUUCCUGGGAUGAUUUGUUUCUCUGUGACACGCUGGGACUGGGCUCCAAUCGGUGCCUUUUCCACCAGGCAAAGGUCUUUUAUAAGAGAUUAAAUUUCUAUAUGCGCUGGGCUGUGUGCAA
This is a messenger RNA of Lagopus leucura (white-tailed ptarmigan), 2886 nucleotides long. It is a transcript of the gene ARL2BP, whose product is annotated as ADP ribosylation factor like GTPase 2 binding protein. The coding region runs from base 147 to 617 and encodes 156 amino acids. Gene Ontology annotation, biological process: maintenance of protein location in nucleus; positive regulation of tyrosine phosphorylation of STAT protein. NCBI's taxonomy places the organism in Eukaryota, Metazoa, Chordata, Aves, Galliformes, Phasianidae. The transcript is spliced from 6 exons. Gene Ontology annotation, cellular component: mitochondrial intermembrane space. The record is from RefSeq and is a predicted model, not a curated record.